Messenger RNA from Aspergillus mulundensis, 747 nucleotides. RefSeq lists its product as uncharacterized. The transcript is spliced from 2 exons. The record is from RefSeq and is a predicted model, not a curated record. Lineage: Eukaryota; Fungi; Ascomycota; Eurotiomycetes; Eurotiales; Aspergillaceae. The coding region runs from base 1 to 747 and encodes 248 amino acids. Gene Ontology annotation, cellular component: mitochondrion.
AUGUCUUUCCAAAACACACUCAGACGCUGGGCCCUCCGACCCUUUGACUCCAAUAUCCCCAGCUUGUUGUCUACAAGCACAACGAUGCGCUUCCCAAUUCGCCGGCCAUUCUCCCUUGCGCAUGCGCAAACACAGGUCCUCAAAAGUCAGAAACAAACGCCCUCACUGAGAUUAUUCCAGCGAUCGCAAUGGCAAUUGCGGAAAACUCUUUUCCGCACCCGAAUUCGGCGGUCCUUCCACACUACUCGCCCGGGAUUCAACAAGUCCUCCGGAUCCGGAUACACAUAUCAGUCGCCCAACGCGACACCUUCGCUUUCGCAGCGCCUCAAGACUCUCUCCCGCGAGUACGGCUGGUCUGCGCUUUGGAUUUACCUCUUUCUCUCGGCGUUGGAUUUCCCCUUCUGCUUCGCGGCCGUCAAGCUUCUUGGCGCGGAUAAAAUUGGGCAUUACGAGCAUGUUAUUGUUGAAAGCUUUAAGGGAGCCGUGAAUAGGGUUUGGCCAGGGGCCUUUGAUGAGUCAAAAGACGAGAGCAAGGAUGCUGAAGCUGAGGCUGCUGAGAAGAAUAAGAAGAGGAGAGGGCCAGUCGAGGAGGCCAGCUUAUGGACACAGCUUGCUCUCGCUUACGCUAUUCACAAGAGUUUCAUUUUCGUGCGCGUGCCUCUGACGGCGGCGAUUACGCCCAAGGUCGUCAAACAGCUCAGAAAAUGGGGCUGGGAUGUGGUUAAAGGCAAGCCCAAAGCCAGAUAG